GAAUUUUUCAACCCUUAUCACACUCCGCCUUUUGCUGCCGUUCGAGCUCCACUUCUUUGGGCGAACAAGUCUGAUUCAAGAUGUCUAAAACUGCAGGAAAGCCAAUCAGAUGCCAUGCUGCUGUGUUAUGGAGCGCAAAUACUCCGUACGCCAUAGAAGAAGUCGAAGUAGCUGUUCCGAAAAAAGGGGAAGUUAGAGUAAAGAUGGCCUCUACCGGACUCUGUCACUCUGAUUUGCAUUUUCAAGAAGGAAUCGACAAGCAGUGGCCUUUCCCCUCCGUCAUUGGACAUGAAGGUGCUGGAAUAAUAGAAAGCGUGGGUGAAGGCGUUACUUCUGUCAAACCUGGUGAUACAGUGGUAUUAGUGUUUGAAUCCUAUUGUGGGGAGUGCGAGUUUUGCAAGAGUCCCAAGACGAACCAAUGUAAAAAGCAGCCGCGAAAUCAAUUGCAAAUGGAUGGCACCAGUCGCAUUACUUGCAAAGGACAAGCCCUCAGUCAAAUGUCAUCUAUCAGCACAUUUUCAGAAUAUACCGUCACAUCUGAAGCAAACGUCACCAAGGUGAAUCAAAAGGCUAAUCCGAACACCUUGUGCUUAGCAGGAUGUUGCAUUCCUACAGGAUAUGGGGCCGUUAUGAACGCGGGGAAGGUCCCUAAAGGUGCUACGACUGCAGUCUGGGGCUUGGGGGGUGUCGGAAUGUGCGUCCUCAUGGGACUCCGGGACAGUCAGGCUGGAAAAAUCAUUGCCAUCGACACCAACCCAAAGAAAUUUCCCCUUGCCAAAGAAUUUGGUGCAACUGACUUUUUAAACCCAAAAGAAGUGGACGAUGUUCCGAAGAAAUUGGCGGAAAUGACAAAUGGCGGAGUCGACUACUGCUUUGUGUCCGUUGGCAUCGUACCUGUUAUGGAACAAGCAUUUAACUCUAGUCACCCAAACUGGGGGAAAACUGUCAUCAUUGGACUGUCGGACCUCGGUGAAACCAUGAGAGCCGGGGUGUGGGAAUUGCUUUUUGGACGUCAACUUGUUGGAACCUUCUAUGGAUCCUAUAAAGCAAAGUUAGGUAUUCCAGACUUGGUAGACAAAGUGGUGGCCGGACAAAUCCAGUUGGAAAAAUUGAUCACCCAUCGCUUGCCGUUGACCAAGAUCAACGAAGGAUUUAAUAUGCUUAAAACUGGAGAAUCAUUAAGAGCCAUUAUUGAUUACGACAUAAAAGGAUAAAAUAAGUGCUUAGUUACAUACUGAUUUAAAAGAAGAAUGGAAAGAACAGCAGUAUAUUUCUUCACAAGUCUGUUUCAGGAAACCAUUUUCAUGCCGUUUGCAACAUUAACUGUUUGAAUUCAAAGUCAAAAGCCAUUUUAGUGUUUUUGGCAACACUUAUAUUUGUUACAUGUGUAUAUUUUCACAUAAAAAUAUUGAAUUUCUGA
Messenger RNA from Uloborus diversus, 1420 nucleotides. RefSeq names its product alcohol dehydrogenase class-3 chain L-like. Gene Ontology annotation, molecular function: S-(hydroxymethyl)glutathione dehydrogenase [NAD(P)+] activity; zinc ion binding. The transcript is spliced from 11 exons. Gene Ontology annotation, cellular component: cytosol. The record is from RefSeq and is a predicted model, not a curated record. Gene Ontology annotation, biological process: formaldehyde catabolic process. Bases 81 to 1214 code for a protein of 377 amino acids. Lineage: Eukaryota; Metazoa; Arthropoda; Arachnida; Araneae; Uloboridae.